This is a messenger RNA of Chlamydomonas reinhardtii, 2566 nucleotides long. RefSeq lists its product as uncharacterized. The record is from RefSeq and is a predicted model, not a curated record. The transcript is spliced from 3 exons. NCBI's taxonomy places the organism in Eukaryota, Viridiplantae, Chlorophyta, Chlorophyceae, Chlamydomonadales, Chlamydomonadaceae. The coding region runs from base 242 to 1867 and encodes 541 amino acids.
UAAAUUUACGUUUGACAAUAGUGCCAGGUCCCAGAACACUAAUGAAGCGGGCUGCAAGAAACCGGGCCCAGACCGGCCAGGACCGGCCUGCCCCAUGCAGCCUCGCUCGGCGGGUCUAACCCCCCCGCGCCCUUUCACAGUACAUAUAGACGAUUCAAGCGACUGAAGAGCAACUGGUUCAUAUUACAAAGUGACUUUAUCAAGGUCUUUGCUGAGCCCUACACGCGUCUUAUCACACAACAUGCCUUCCAAGCGCCCUCGCUCCGGGCCCGCCAAUGUCAAGCCGACUCCAACGGAGCUCCAUGAGGCUGUCUUGAAAUGCACUCUUUGCAACAAGCUCAUCGACCCAGUGGAUGACUACCGGUUGCUGGACUGCGGCGUUUGCAAUCGUGACGACAAUUGUGUCCACGAAGACUGCAUUGGCACGUACCUCAAGAAGGAAGGCAGGGACCAAGCUCAGAAGACGGGCUUCAAGUGCCCUACUACACUUGCCAAUGGGAAGUCCUGCAAGGGCCACAUCUCCAAAUCCCAUCCCCAUGUGGCAAGCAAUGAGAAGAAGAAGGAGGCACGCAGGGCCCCAUCACAACCCCGCCACAACUCGACCCCCCAUGGUGGUGCCACUAAGGCCACUGCCAAGGGCUCUGUUGUCCAGGCUGUCAAGGCUGCCAUGACACAGCAGCUUGUGGUCAAGCCAUCAUCAGGACCCAGCUCCACCCGCUUCUCCCCUCCCCUUCCUCCUGCCCAACCAAGCAACAACUUCACGCUGGGUGACUUCUUCACCUGGGCGUUGCCUGCUGCCCCUUCUGCCACCAACACAACGCCUCCUGCCCCUCUUCCUACUACCACAACCUCCUGUGGCAAUGUCUGGCUGGAUCGCACCCGCCAGGCUUAUGCCAAGGGCCUGACUGUCCCCCAGGGACACCAGGCCCAGCAGGUGGUCAGUGCAGAGACACAGCUCCUGCAGCAGCUGAGCGAGCGCAGUGAGGAGGCUGAGGACGCGGUUAGCUUUGACUCUGCUAACGAGAGCCUCACUUUGUCCGCCACCAGUGACAGCACCUCCAGCGGCACCAGUGUCUCCGUCCCCAGCAGUGCCACCUUGUGCAUGCUGCUGGGCAACCUGUCCUUGGAUGCGCCCACACUGCUGGGCAGCCCUGGCAACCUUGGCUCCCACCUGCCUUCUCCUUCAAUGGACAAGCCCCAGGUUCAGGAGCUGGUGGUGCAAGAGCUGGACCAGGUCAGCACUGUCAUCUGCAGCAAGGUGGCCAGUGUCACCACCAUCCGCAACCUGAUCUGCAGUGGCCAGCUGGCUUGGCUGACACCCGUGGCCACAGAACUGCAGCAGGUCAUGAUGGCAGCGGCAGGUGGUGGCCAGGUGCUGUACUGCAGCCUCAUCAAUGGUGAUGGCAGCAGCAGCCUUCCCAAUGGUGACACAACUGACCCCAUUGUGGCUGUGCAGCCUGUCUUUGAGCUCUCCAUCACCCCCACCAGCCUGCCCAGCUGUCCCAUGGCUUUGGACCUGACCCAGACCAUGGGUAUGAAGGUGGUUCGUGACCCUUGCACCCUGGCCUGCUACAACCCUGAAGACUGUUUUGGCCCUGGCUACAGCCUGGUGGGCUUCAAGGUGCUCCUGCCUGAGGCCGGUGAGGAGAUGGAGGGUUCCAACAGCAGUGUGUCCAAGCAGUCUGUAGUGGCCCAGGGUGUGCCUAUCCGCCGUAGCCAAAUCCUGGCAGCAGGUGGUAUGGCCAGUGCCAGUGAGGCCCCCCAGGUGGCCAUUGGUGCCACCCCGGUUAGCACCCAGUCCUUCCUGACUGAGUCAGAUGAUGAGCUGGCUCUAGAGCUAGGUCGCCUGUGUGGCUGCAGCUGCUGAAGGGGUGGCUAUGCUUGGCUGCAUGUUGAGGCACAGAGUCUGUACUGGACCUAGGUGAUGCAUAGUGUUACAUGAUGGUGCAUGGGGGUUGGUGGCUUGGCUAGGACUCAUGCCCCUAGCUUGAUGGACGGUGGGCGGCCAGACAGGGGAAGGUAUUGUCUUUCUGAGCCCGUGGAGGUCUUACAGAACAAGAGUGCAGUGUGCCUCUGCGGUUGAACUGCAAUCUGUUUUGGGGAUACGGUAUUGUGGUACCGAUGGAUGCAAUGCAAAGACAUGCAGAGACAUUGGGGCGAGAUAUGAACACGAGGAUCUUGCAAUGUAAUUAAUAUGCCCUGCUGCUGGUAAAUCAAUCGGCACCUGUCUGUUGUGCGGGCUUGGUGUUCACAGCAUUAGGGCAUGUGGGCAUCUCAGCAAGAUUCAGUUGGUGGGGUGUGUGUGCAGGAUUCUUGCCACCCUCCCCCCACACACACACCUGAAGGGGCCUAGCCGGCAUGAGCUGCCAUCUGCUUAGCAUUUAUGGAUAGCAAUUUGCAGUCGAUGCCUAGCCAAUUCGAAGGCGGUGGGGGCAGUGGCGUGGGGGGCGCGGCCAUCGUGUCAUACGGACAUAUCAACAUGUUGUGUAAACUUGAUGUGCACAGCAAGUUUCCCUCGUAAUACGUUUACUACACAUAAUGUGCUGCAUUGUAAGCAACCUAACAC